Messenger RNA from Epinephelus moara (kelp grouper), 2379 nucleotides. It is a transcript of the gene snx7, whose product is annotated as sorting nexin 7. Gene Ontology annotation, molecular function: phosphatidylinositol binding. NCBI's taxonomy places the organism in Eukaryota, Metazoa, Chordata, Actinopteri, Perciformes, Serranidae. The record is from RefSeq and is a predicted model, not a curated record. Bases 125 to 1390 code for a protein of 421 amino acids. The transcript is spliced from 9 exons.
AUGCGUCAGCGGAAGUGCUGCAGUGGGCCGCUCCGUGUCUCUCUGCCGCUCCGAAGUUGUGCUGCAAGUUUACCUUUCAGGUUUGUCUCAUGAGCUCAGUUCAUUUAAGCAGUCAGAGAGCGAGAUGAGCGGACAGACGGUCCCCGCGGACUUCUCGGGACACAUGUUGGACCUGGACGAGGACGAAGACCUGGAGGUGUUCAGCAAGAACACAUCCCUGGCAGAUGGAGGUUCCAUGCCCAACUCUCCCAGCUCCAUGGUCAACCAGUACACACUACAGGAGGAGGAGGAGGAGGAGCAGGAUGCCAACACCAAAGACAUCUUCAUCACUGUGGAUAACCCAGAGAGCCAUGUCACUGCCAUCGAAACCUUCAUCAUGUACAGAGUGGUGACCAAGACCACGCGGGGUGAGUUUGACUCCAGUGAGUACGAGGUACGCCGGCGCUACCAAGACUUCCUGUGGCUCCGGAGCAGACUGGAAGAAAACCACCCGACACUCAUCGUCCACCCGCUGCCUGAGAAGUUUGUGAUGAAAGGUAUGGUGGAGCGCUUCAACGACGACUUCAUCGAGACCAGGAGGAGAGCCCUGCACCGCUUCCUCAACAAGAUCUCUGAGCAUCCCAUACUGUCCUUCAGCCAGCACUUCAAAGUCUUCCUCACUGCACAGGAGUUGCAGUCUCAUAAGAAACAGGGUCCAGGCUUCCUGAGCAGGAUGGGGGACACGGUGAGGGCGGUGGCCAACUCGGUACGAGGCCUGAGGAGCCGGCCGGAGGAGUUCACUCAGAUGCAGGAGUAUGUGGAGGACUUCAGUAACAAGAUCUGCUCUGUGGAUAAAGUCACCCAGAGGAUCAUCAAGGAACAGAGAGAGUAUGUGGAUGAGCUGAAGCAGUGCAGCCCCACCUACACCCAGUGGUCUGGGUCAGAGGAGGAGCUGGCGGAGCCUCUGAAGGGUGUGGCCGGCUGUGUGGAGCAGUGUAGUAAAGAAACAGAGGAGCAGAUCCACCAUCUGUCUGAGGUGCUUGUGCCCGCUCUGCACGAGUACGUCCUCUGUGCUGAGACCCUAAAGGCCGUGAUGAGACGGAGAGACAACAUCCAGGCCGAGUUCGAAGCCAAGAGCGAAGCCCUGGCAUCCAGGAAAGUGGAUCAAGAAGCACAGCUGCAGGAUGAGGUGGACGCUCUGGCGGAUCGUGUGGAGCAGGCCAACAACGCCUUGAAGGGAGACUGGUCCCGCUGGCAGACCAGCAUGAGAACUGACCUCAAAUCAGCCUUUCUAUCCACUGCUGAGAAGAACGUGUUGUACUACGAGAAGUGCCUGGCUGUGUGGGAGUCGUUCCUCCUGUCUCAGAGAGCGGAGCCCAGCAAGCAGAAAGACGGGGACGACGCCUCUUAGAGUGCGGAGAUGAUGGGAACGUCUUUACGGCUCACUCUCUGUCGUCUCUCCGACACAUCCAAAGAUAGACUUUGAACCAAUGUCCACUUAUGCAAACAUGCGUCAUGUACGAAACAAACAUGCUCUGCCUCUCUGUCUGUCUGUCUCUCUUUCUUUCUGUCUGGCCAAAGAAGUUAAUCCCAGUCCAGCAUUCCAGUGAUGAUGAUGAUGCGUCACUCAAACCAACACUGUGAUCCAAAAUAUCCAGGUUUGUUUACACUCCUCCGUGUGCAUUGCCAAAAGUUAAAGAAGAGUCCAGGCUCUUGUGUCUUCACUAUGCUGCUUUGUUAAGCAUCAUUUUUCAUAGAUACAGUUACUGUCGUCCAUGUAGACGAUAUGAGACCCUCAAAUAUUUCCCUCCAUUGUGGCCGGAGAACAGCUGCGUCCCAUUUCAGGGCACGCCUCAUUGGAGGGAUGCUGAUCCUUAACGUGGUGUCAUCAUAAGUUCUCUCCCCUCUCCGCACGGAAACCAAAACUAAUGAUGCAUUCAGGUGGCCCUCUUGAGUGGGAAUUUUCCAACUUUACCAUCAGAAAGUUGUACUUUACUGAGUGGUAAACUGUCAUGGAAGUUCCUCAGUACAGCAGUCUAAAAGUAGUGUGACAGAUUGUGUGCAUUCGAAACCAGAGAUGGAGGAAUCAUAGAAAUCAAGCUGUUUGCUGCCUUUUAAAAAUGCUACUGACUUACUGUAACCUCACCAGGACACCAAUAUGAAAUGGACUGUUAGCCCGACACUAAAGCUCCGUUUCCACCAACCACUUUUGCUAUGGUACCUUUUGAACCAAAACCCUUCAGACAUGGUGCCUAGACCCUCGGUCUGUUCAGACAGUCCUCUUAAAUGUGGGCGGGGUUGUUGUCACUCACUGCUCCGUCCAGCACUCGCUGUAUUUCCUCAUCAGCGGUGACACAGAUGGAAGUCUGCACCUGGUUUAUCGUCCACAGAACGAGGCUG